Sesamum indicum (sesame) is the source of this 1862-nucleotide messenger RNA. Its product is annotated as Ribophorin I. Gene Ontology annotation, cellular component: oligosaccharyltransferase complex; membrane. Lineage: Eukaryota; Viridiplantae; Streptophyta; Magnoliopsida; Lamiales; Pedaliaceae. The record is from RefSeq and is a predicted model, not a curated record.
UGCAUAAGAGAAGACUCUACUCAUCACUGUAGAGAGAGGGAGGCUCUAAAGCUUCACAGCAAUGGCAGCUAUAAUUUUAUCUCUCUUGGUAUUAUCGCUCUCGUUGUUCACCGUAAUUUCGUCGUCAUCGCUUCCUGGCCUCCAGAUCCUCCAGGCAGAGCGCCAAAUUGAUUUGACUUCGCACAUUGUUAGGGUUUACUUGACGUUGAAGGUAGAAAAUAUCGAGGAUGAUCCAGCUUCAACAGUUCUACUUGCAUUUCCACCUGCACAGUUUGACCGUCUAGCGUUGGUUAAAGCAGCUGUAACUGUUGGCAAGAAAAGGAAGAAAUCCUAUGUCCCUCUUGAAGUUAACCCAACUGAGCAACCUAGCUCGCCUAACGGCACCAAAUAUUACGCUAUAUCAUUGCUCAAGCCAUUACUGAAGGGUGAAACUACCACUCUAGAAAUACUUUAUAUAUUGACCCACUCACUUGAACCCUUCCCAGUUGAGAUAAGCCAAUCAGAUUCUCAAUUGGUUUAUUACCAUGACAGUGCUAUUAUACUAUCACCAUAUCAUAUCAAACAGCAGGCAACAUUGGUUAAGACACCCAGUAACAAGGUCGAAUCAUUCACACAAGUUGAACCCACUCACCGCAGUGGUAAUGAACUGAGAUAUGGGCCGUUUGAGGACGAGCAUCCUUAUUCAUACUUUCCUAUUAUCAUUCAUUUUGAAAAUAACAACCCAUUUGCUGUGGUGGAGGAGCUUGAACGUGAAAUUGAAGUAUCUCAUUGGGGGAGUGUCCAGGUGACUGAGCAUUACAAGUUAGCUCAUGCUGGUGCAAAGCACAAAGGUGUUUUCUCAAGGGUUGAGUAUCAAUCAAGACCUGCUGCUAGUGGUGUCUCUUCUUUCAAGCAUCUUCUUGCCGAGCUACCCCCACGAGUUCAUUCUGUCUACUACAGGGAUGAUAUAGGGAACAUAUCAUCAUCACGUUUACGCACAAGUUCCAAGAAGUCGGAGCUGUUAAUAGAGCCACGAUAUCCUUUAUUUGGGGGCUGGAAAGCAACUUUUGUCAUUGGAUACGGGGUUCCGCUACAGGAUUUCCUUUUUGAGUCAGCUGCUGGUGCUCGUUAUCUAAAUUACAGUUUUGGCUGCCCUCUUGCUGAUACUGUAGUUGACAAGUUGACAAUCAAAGUUGUCCUCCCAGAGGGAUCACAGAAUCCUUCUGUCGAAGUUCCUUUUGCAAUUGAACAAAGUUUGGAGACAAAGUACUCGUACCUUGAUGUGAUUGGACGGACAGUGGUGGUUCUGGAAAAGAAGAAUGUGGUUCCUGAGCAUAAUGUUCCUUUCCAGGUCCAUUACAAGUUCAACCCUAUAUUUAUGCUUGCUGAACCCUUGAUGCUAGCUGCUGCAUUUUUCCUGUUCUUCAUCACUUGUGUUGCAUACCUUCACAUCGAUCUCUCCUUACGGAAAUGAAAGCGUAACUAUUUAAGUAUUCUUGCAAGUUUACCUAUCACCGGAAGCAGCAAGAAUUUCCAGACAGCCAAAUAUAGAUCACAUCUUGAAGUUCAGGGAUAGGGUGACGAUUUCUGAUACGUAUUAGCCAAAAGGAAGCAGAACUACAGAUUUUGCAUCAUUGUUACAGAUUUCAUCCUCUUUCACAUGGUCGUGUCUCUUUACAGAAAACAAAAUAUAUUAUGCUAAACUGUUGCAGCUAUGCGACUCGAGAGAACAUUUUGGCUGUUAAUUUGAAGUUAGGUAGUUUCUAUAUUGUCAUGGCUGUUAUUAUUGCUCCUAUGCCCGAAAAGAAACAGACGAGGAGUGAUAUCUUGACUGGAAUUCUUUUUGCCUAAACUAUGGGGUCACUCUCAACUUGUAGUUGUCA